Aspergillus aculeatus ATCC 16872 is the source of this 2256-nucleotide messenger RNA. Its product is annotated as putative regulatory factor Sgt1. Gene Ontology annotation, cellular component: nucleus. The transcript has 3 exons. NCBI's taxonomy places the organism in Eukaryota, Fungi, Ascomycota, Eurotiomycetes, Eurotiales, Aspergillaceae. The record is from RefSeq and is a predicted model, not a curated record. Bases 41 to 1870 code for a protein of 609 amino acids.
AGGAAAGCCGCGGCAAGUCGGCUGGCGACCGGUUCUCACCAUGGCGCCAAUGUCGCAGGAGGAUCUUGAGUGGUUCAAGUCCACCUUUCGUCCCAUUCCCAAGCCAGAGAUUCCGGACGAUGCCGUUGAUUAUGCGCUAUAUCACAUCCCUUCUAGCCCCGCCCCCGCUACGCUCGACGAGGUUGCAGAAACGCGAGCGCGACUGGUCGAGGUGCAAAAGUCUGCUGCGGAACUGACAAAGGACCUUUUAAAGGAUUAUAUCUGGCAGCGCGAAGGUUUUCGGCUGGAGAUUACCAAGGAUAAUGGCGUCACAUCUUUGCAUGGGCGUACCAAUUUUGGAGACUCCAUCGAAGAUGAAUGGGUUAUUGUGUACAUGCUGCGCGAACUGACCAAGAAGCACAAGGAUAUAUGGGCCAGAGUUGUAGAUGGUGACGGACAGUUCCUCCUCGUGGAGGCCGCUGCCACGUUGCCUGCGUGGCUGGAGCCGGAGGUCGCUGAGAACAGGGUAUGGAUCAACAAGGGCGAACUCGUUAUCAUCAAGCCGAAAAAUGAUAAGAAGGACAGAGUAACAGAGAAAUUGUCGUUUGCAGAUGCGAGGAAGGUAAUAAUGGAGGAACCCGCGCGACUCAUGCGCUCGACCAUGAUACAGGAGGAAGCAUUUUAUCGUCUCCGCAAUUACCCUAAACAAAUCAACGAGAAUCUCCACUCCGCAUUGGUCACCAUCCCUCGCAAGGUCGCUUUCCUGCUACAUCAGAAACCCGCCUACAUAUCUGCGGCCGUGGAGGCCUUCUAUCUCAGAGACCCGAUCGCAUUACGGCCGUUGCGUUCGAAGGACUUCAGCAGCUUCAUCUUCAAACCCGAGGACCUCGUUACGGUCAGCGUGCGCUUUACCCGGGUCGGUUACGCCCAACUUAAAAGUCAAGACUUCCCCAUUCCCAAGUCCUGGGCCGAGAAGUUGCCGCCGACGGAAGAUCAAACAGCCUAUGGACGGGCAGAAAUGGGCAUGAAGCUGGCUUGCGGGUUCGAAAUGCUGCUCAAUGACCCUCAGAACCAGGAUAAAGCCACAGUGAGAGAAAUGAACCUUAUUUUGGAAGAUCUGGAUACUGGAGAUGAACAAUUACCGACAGAUGAAGAGAUAAAAACCUGGGAUCGACGGGAAGAUGACGAGAAGUGGCUAGAUAUCAGCUUUGAGGAUCUAGACCAGGAACUGAAAGGCAAGGGAAAGGGCAAUGACGACAACUCGCGUGCACGGGGUGCUUUUGGUGACUCUAAUGCACAGGAGAACUUGCAGCGCAUCGUGGCACAGUUUGAAAAAUUCCUCAAUGACGACUCAGCUGGCUUUGAAGGAGCGGAAUUUAUCGAUGACUUCAGCUCGGACGAAGACGAUGAAGAUGAUGAAGAUGAGCUGAGCGAUGAGGGCGAAGAUAAAGAAGCCUCAUUCAAUGAGGAGGAGUUUUCAAGAAUGAUGGCGGAAAUGAUGGGAAUGCCGUCUGGGUCAGGCCACGGUCAGAGGGGCGUAUUUGGGCACCCACCGCUCAACAGAGUGCAAGAGCUCGAUAAUGAUUCCGAAGACGACACUGAGCAGAUCAAGGAAUUAUCAAGACAGAUGGAAGCGGAACUUCGAGGUACCGGAGUUCUUGACCUAAACCGUCGGCCUAAGGCAGCUCAAGAUCAGCGGAAACUUGGGAAGGGCAAAUCAGGCGAGGAAGAAGAGGAUGAGAUGCCAGAUCUAGAUGAGGGCGAUUCUGAUAUCAACCUUGCAAAGAAUCUGCUUGAGAGUCUCCAUGGUCAGGCUGGUGUUGCCGGGCCGGCAGGAAACAUGCUCGCCAUGAUGGGUCUCAAAAUGCCGAAGGAUGACCGCCAUCACUGAUUACUUGAGCCACCAGCUUCGAGUGCUUCUCAAUGGUGAACACUAGUGAGCGAAAUUCGUCUUCACAUCUAUAAGUAGACAUCUGCGCCAAGGCUCCCACUUUGCGCAAGGGCAGGUAUCCGCAGAACGGCAGUCCUGCGUCCGGAGAUAGCUGCAAGCCGGGCAGGCUUACGCGAACACUAGUGAGUUUUCGUGGUAACUGGCCAUCGGGGGUGAUUCCUUCAGGUGUCAAUACACCAAAAUUGCAGCUUAUGGACUGAGAGAAUGUCUAACUCCCUCGUUGAUGUUCAUGCUCGUCUGACUAUGGACUAAAGGAUCAUAGAACAACUGCCUCUAAAAGUAUAUAGACACGAGCUUGGUCAUGAUGUGCAAAUAUAUCAGCACGC